ACAAGCUAUAAAGUUAUCACCGUUUACUGAAAGACAUAUUAACAAUGAGAAUUCCAUGGCUAUUUUAUGGAACAUUUGGUUGCGCAUUUAUAUUACGAUCAGUAGUGAGUCAAGCACUUUGUCCAGACUCCUGGAUAGCUUUUCACGAGUCCUGCUACCUGUUUGCUCAACAUGAGAAUACGUCCUUCACUGAGGCAGAGCAUUUUUGUGAGGCCCAUGGUGCAAACCUAGUUACCAUCGAUGAUGUUCAUGAAAACAACUUUGUGUUCAGUGUUGUGUACGACCAUCUAGCAUGUGGAAAGUAUGGACCGUACGAAUGA
This is a messenger RNA of Mya arenaria, 320 nucleotides long. RefSeq names its product C-type lectin domain family 2 member D-like. Bases 45 to 320 code for a protein of 91 amino acids. The record is from RefSeq and is a predicted model, not a curated record. NCBI's taxonomy places the organism in Eukaryota, Metazoa, Mollusca, Bivalvia, Myida, Myidae. The transcript is spliced from 4 exons.